Messenger RNA from Dipodomys spectabilis (banner-tailed kangaroo rat), 3717 nucleotides. It is a transcript of the gene Ppp1r13b, whose product is annotated as protein phosphatase 1 regulatory subunit 13B. Gene Ontology annotation, cellular component: nucleus. Gene Ontology annotation, molecular function: p53 binding; transcription factor binding. The record is from RefSeq and is a predicted model, not a curated record. The coding region runs from base 199 to 3471 and encodes 1090 amino acids. The transcript is spliced from 17 exons. Gene Ontology annotation, biological process: negative regulation of cell cycle; apoptotic process; regulation of apoptotic process. NCBI's taxonomy places the organism in Eukaryota, Metazoa, Chordata, Mammalia, Rodentia, Heteromyidae.
CCGGUCCGGGACGGCGACGCAGCACGCCGGCGGCGCGACAGGGACGGGCUAGAGUUCCGCAGCCCGCCGCAGCCGCCGCCUCGCCGGGGCCGGGCCGGAGGGCGCAGCGGCUGGCGAGCGGCCUGUGAGGCGGCCGGCGCGGCGGGCGUGGAGCCAGCGUCCUGUCAGGCGGCCGCGGGCGCCGCGGACCGCGCCACGAUGAUGCCGAUGAUAUUAACCGUGUUCUUGAGCAACAAUGAGCAAAUAUUAACAGAAGUUCCUAUAACACCAGAAACAACCUGUCGAGAUGUGGUAGAGUUUUGUAAGGAACCUGGAGAAGGCAGUUGUCACUUAGCUGAAGUAUGGAGGGGAAAUGAGCGCCCAAUACCCUUUGACCACAUGAUGUAUGAUCACCUGCAGAAGUGGGGGCCCCGCAGGGAAGAAGUGAAAUUUUUUCUUCGGCAUGAAGACUCCCCAGCUGAGAGCAGUGAACAAGGUAGCCGUCAGACCCAAGAGCAGAGAGCUCAAAGAAGUGUAAUGAGUGUACCCGGAGAAAAACGCACUGAAAAUGGGGUUGGGAAUCCGCGUGUGGAACUUACCCUCUCAGAGCUCCAAGACAUGGCAGCCAGGCAACAGCAACAAAUUGAAAAUCAGCAGCAAAUGUUGGUUGCCAAGGAACAGCGUUUGCAUUUUCUAAAGCAACAGGAGCGACGCCAACAACAAACUAUUUCUGAAAAUGAGAAGCUUCAGAAAUUGAAAGAGCGAGUUGAAGCACAGGAAAACAAGCUGAAGAAAAUUCGUGCCAUGAGAGGACAAGUGGACUACAGCAAAAUCAUGAAUGGCAAUCUGUCUGCUGAAAUAGAAAGGUUCAGUGCCAUGUUCCAGGAGAAGAAGCAGGAGGUACAAACUGCAAUUUUGAGAGUUGAUCAGCUUAGCCAGCAACUGGAAGAUUUAAAGAAGGGAAAACUAAAUGGGUUCCAGUCUUACAAUGGCAAGUUGACAGGACCAGCAGCGGUGGAGUUAAAAAGACUGUACCAAGAGCUACAGAUUCGUAACCAGCUUAACCAGGAACAGAAUUCAAAACUCCAGCAGCAGAAGGAACUCUUAAAUAAGCGCAACAUGGAGGUGGCCAUGAUGGACAAGCGAAUUGGGGAGCUGCGUGAACGUCUUUAUGGCAAGAAAAUUCAGCUGAAUCGUGUGAAUGGCACAUCGUCACCGCAGUCCCCCCUGAGUGCGUCUGGCAGGGUUGCUGCCGUGGGGCCUUACAUCCAAGUUCCCAGUGCUGGGAGCUUUCCUGUCCCAGGGGAUCCCGUAAAGCCCCAGUCUCUCACCAUCGCCUCCAGCGCUGCCCACGGAAGAGCAAAACCCGCUAAUGAUGGAAGCUGGCCAACAUUAAAGCAGAAUUCUGGCUCUUCAGUGAAGCCAACACAGAUGUCCAGUGCGGACUGGAAGGACCCAGUGAUGGAGGGGACCCUCAAGCAGGGUGCUAUCUCAAGCCAGCCGGUGCCUCUGUCAGCUCUGGGAAGCACUGAGAAGCUGGGCAUCGAGAUUGGUAAAGGCCCACCUCCUAUCCCUGGUGUGGGAAAGCCACUGCCUCCAAGCUAUGGGACAUACCCGAGUCCUGCGCCACUAGCCCCCGGCUCAACGGGCUCUCUGGAGAGGAGGAAAGAGGGCAGCUUGCCCAGACCCAGCACUGGCGGGCCCAGUCGGCAGAAACCUGCUCCGCUGCCACCAGCAGGCAGCGCCCCACAACCUGGCUCAUCGCAGCAGAUUCAGCAGAGGAUCUCAGUGCCACCAAGUCCCACGUACCCGCCAGCAGGGCCACCUGCAUUUCCAGCUGGUGAUGGGAAACCUGAUCUCCCACUAACAGUGGCUAUCCGGCCCUUUCUGGCUGAUAAGGGCUCAAGACCACAGUCUCCCAGGAAAGGACCCCAGACAGUGAAUUCAAGUUCCAUCUAUUCCAUGUACCUCCAGCAAGCCACACCACCCAAGAACUUCCAGCCAGCAGUGCACGGCACCUUAAAUAAGUCCAUUAAAGCAGUGUACGGCAAGCCUGUCUUACCAUCGGGGUCCGCGUCUCCGUCCCCCUUACCCUUUCUCCAUGGGCCCUUGGGCACUGGCACAUCACAGCCGCAGCCCUCUUCAGAAUGUGCUGACAAAGAGCCAGAGCAAGAGGGCCCGGCCGCGCCCGGGGACGGCAGCGCAGUGGAGAGCCUGCCGAGGCCGCUCAGCCCCACCAAGCUCACCCCCAUCGUGCACUCCCCGCUGCGCUACCAGAGCGAUGCGGACCUGGAGGCCCUCCGCAGGAAGCUGGCCAACGCGCCCCGGCCCCUGAAGAAGCGCAGCUCCAUCACAGAGCCCGAGGGCCCCGGCGGGCCCAACAUCCAAAAGCUGCUCUACCAGCGCUUCAACACGCUGGCUGGUGGCAUGGAAGGCACCCCUUUCUACCAGCCCAGCCCCUCGCAGGACUUUGUGGGCACUCUGGCCGAUGUAGAUAACGGGAAUACCAAUGCUAAUGGCAAUGUGGAUGAGCCCGCGCCCGCCCAGCCCACAGUCCCCCUCCCCGAAGAGCCCGCCCCUUCCUCCGAUGCCAAUGAUAACCAGUUACCUUCCCCAGAGCCCCAGGAGCUCAUCUGUCCCCCAACCACCCACCACACCGCAGAGCCCACCGAAGACAACAACAACAACGUGGCCACGGCCCCCUCCACAGAACAAACCCCCAGCCCCGUGGCUGAGUCCCCAUCUCUGGGGGAGGAGCAAGUCCCUCCAGCACCCCUCCCUGCCGCCGUCCACCCUCCAGCUGCCUCCACGAGCAAAAGAACCAACCUGAAGAAGCCCAACUCCGAGCGGACGGGACAUGGGCUCAGAGUACGCUUCAAUCCCCUGGCGCUACUUCUAGAUGCUUCUCUGGAAGGAGAGUUUGAUCUGGUGCAGAGGAUCAUCUAUGAGGUGGAAGACCCCAGCAAGCCCAAUGACGAGGGCAUCACCCCCCUCCACAACGCAGUCUGCGCCGGCCACCACCACAUUGUGAAGUUUCUGCUGGACUUCGGUGUCAACGUGAAUGCUGCCGACAGCGACGGAUGGACACCGCUGCACUGCGCUGCUUCCUGCAACAGCGUGCACCUCUGCAAGCAGCUGGUGGAGAGCGGCGCUGCCAUCUUCGCCUCUACCAUCAGCGACAUUGAGACUGCUGCAGACAAGUGUGAAGAGAUGGAGGAAGGCUACAUUCAGUGCUCCCAGUUUCUCUAUGGGGUGCAGGAGAAGUUGGGAGUGAUGAACAAAGGCACGGUAUAUGCCCUGUGGGACUAUGAGGCGCAGAACAGCGACGAGCUGUCCUUCCACGAAGGGGACGCCAUCACCAUCCUGAGGCGCGAGGAUGACAGCGAGACGGAGUGGUGGUGGGCUCGCCUCGGGGGCCGGGAGGGCUAUGUGCCCAGAAACCUCCUGGGGUUGUAUCCACGGAUCAAGCCCCGGCAGCGGACGCUCGCAUAGACCCCCCCGGAGCACCUGUCUCCCAGCCUCCCCGGAGCUGCUGGAGAGGAUUCUGCAGCCCCAGAAAGACCUAAGUUAGGACGGUCUCAUGGUGCUCAUUUUAGCAGACAGCGUCCACAAUGUGAAUUCUGCACUCCCCAGUCUGCCGCAGCUGGAGAGGCCUUUGCCUCUGAGACAACUGAACUUUGCCAAUUACUGUAAAUCCAAAUAAAUAUCCAGCUUCCAAAACACCCCCCCAUGUUGCCA